AUGGCCGGCAUAGUCGGUAGCUUGCUCAACAACAUGACCAAAGCAGGUGAACCUGUAGCGACGAGCGUCGUGGCUAUCAUGAUUGUGACAUCCGCCUCCCUCCUCUGGUGCCUCUCCUCCUGGUCCGGCUGCUCCCGUCGCCACUUUCCCUACAAAGUCACCAUCGUCACCGACGUACUCUUCCUCAUCCCCUUUGGCGUUUUCUCGGUCCUCCUCGGUCUUCCUAUGCACGACGGCGGUACGAUGUGUCCCCAAGUCAGUCCGAACAACGCAUUCACCAUUCGAACAGGCCCGCUAGGUGCCAUCGACUUCUCUGGCGAACGAACCGGUCGUGUGGCGUGUGCGAAGCUCUACCUCCUCUGGGUCCUUUUGCUGGUCGUCUGCGCGUGUUUUGUCCUGAGCGCUGGCUCGGUCGGGGUUAUCCACUCUCAAGCGACAAAAAUUAGCAGAGCACUUUGGAGCGCUAGGGCGAUGGGUGAUCCGAUGGGCGGCAGUGAUUAUCGCCGUUCGCCGUCAGAGAUCACUGUGGCUCGAUUGAGGGAGGCUUUUCAUGGAUUUGAGCGGCAGUUACACGAAGAGCCGAGGGUGCACGUUAGCACACGAAGUCUUGAUUCUGGUGAAGCUGCCAAUGAAGAUGAUGAUAAUCAUGAUGAUGAUGACAGGAGAGGUGGUGGUGAUCCGGACCUCCUCCGCGCGCAAGUCGGUAUGAUUGCACCCCGAGAGUCGAGAGUUCGCUUGGAUACCGUGACGAGUACGGCGCUUCUUCUUCAAGUUCUCAAGAACGCUCACUCGGUAACAACGCAAUGCUUCAAGCCCAAGGAGAAGGGAACGGCCCAUUAA
This is a messenger RNA of Sordaria macrospora k-hell, 840 nucleotides long. RefSeq lists its product as uncharacterized. The record is from RefSeq and is a predicted model, not a curated record. NCBI's taxonomy places the organism in Eukaryota, Fungi, Ascomycota, Sordariomycetes, Sordariales, Sordariaceae.